Molecule: messenger RNA, 945 nt
Organism: Cooperia oncophora
Lineage: Eukaryota; Metazoa; Nematoda; Chromadorea; Rhabditida; Trichostrongylidae
Source: the annotation of a GenBank genome assembly
CUGUAUCUCAUUUGUAGCUGUAGUAUAUCACUGCCAAUCCAAACUAUUUUCAGCAUUGUGAACACGUUACGCGCAGCACUGAGUGCAGCGGGCUGGGCACUUUGGCGGGCGCUGAUCGGUCCGACGGCCGAGGAGGAAGAAGCAGCCCGCCUUGAAGCAAUUCGACGACAAGAAAGAGAAUUUCAUGAAUUUAUACGACAACAAAUUAUAUGUCUAAUAAUCUUCAUUUCACUAUAUCUGUUAUCCUAUUGGAUCAUUUCAUUGUUCAAAUCGAAAUCUGACAACGACUCAUUAUAUGCCGGUGAUGAAGACUACUUUGUAUAUAGAAUUAGUGUAUGGAUGUGUUCUGCCUCAUUAGCAGUGUCAAUCGGGUCUAUAGCACUGUUACCAUUUUCAGUUGUUAGCGCAGAAUUGCUUCAACGAUAUCCGGACAACUACUACUUGCAGUGGAUGUCGUGGUCGUUAAUAAAUAGCUUAUGGAACUACGUGUUUGCACUUUCGAAUCUCAGUCUCUUCGUAUUAUUACCAUUUAGUUAUUUCUUCAUUGAAUCGCAGGGUUUCAGUAAGAACAAUAAUGGUAUCAUGCAACGAGUUUACGAGACGCUUGCAGUAUGUGCUUUACUCAUUGUUGUUAUUUUAUGUCUGGGAGAUGUUGUGUUGACGUUGUUAUCGUCAUCGGUUUCCCUCAUCAGUAUAACUUCUGUAAAUCUGCCACUCAUCUACUCUUUUGUAUCGUUUGCCGGUGUUAUGUUAUUGCUUUUGUCGACUCCGAUUGGAUUUGCAAAAAUGUUCAGUAUCGUUGGUGAAAUGACAAUGAACUCGAUAUCGAUCCCCGAUCAGGACGACAUUGUAGUGGAUCGCCUAGAGAAGUACUGUGAAGCCAGGAAGAUGAAUAAAUAUGGGACGAAUAACAAUAUUCACAAGGGCAGCUUUGGUGAGUAUUAG